AUGGAGUUCCCUCAAUUGAGAGCAUGGCUGCGUUUAACAGAUGAGCAAAGUGAAGUCUCAAUUUACGACAUAAAGUUCUACCCAUAUUCCGAGCCGGAUGAAGAUCCCGUCUUUGCCGCCGUGGCAGAAAGAGAAAUUUACAUAUGCAAGCCCGUCUGCAAGUCCAAGACAUCAAAGACUAACGGUCUCGAGAUUUUGACCGUGCUUGAAGAUCCCGACGAGGACAUCUCUCUCAACAGUGUUGCGUGGUCGAAGGAUAGCAGAACUGGGGAGCCGCUGGUCUGUGUCGCCGGGUCUGGAUCGAACAACAUCAAAAUCUUGAAUGUGGUCACAGGAAACUUGGCCCGAGUUCUCUAUGGACACGGCGGUGCUGUCAACGACUUGGUUACAUCACCAGUCUCACCAAACAUCAUAGCAUCGUGCUCUAGUGACUACACGAUACGAAUCUGGAAUCUGGAUCGCAAAUAUGACAAACAGCCGUGUGCAGCAAUCUUGUCAGGAGAAGGCCAUAGGCAGACCAUUCUCUCUAUAGAUUUCCACGACAAUGGUAGGUGGCUGUUGAGCGGCGGACAGGAUACCAUGGUCUGCCUGUGGAGCGUUCCAGAGAUCCCCGACGAAAACGCCGGAACAGACAGACCGACGGCAGUGGUUUUCCCGCACUUCGCCAGUAUCAACAUGCAUUCGGACUACGUAGACUGUGUCAGAUUCUUGGGAGAUCUCGUUAUAUCCAGAGCAUCUACGGGAAAUAACAUCCACGUCAAGCGAGGAGACAUAAUGCUCUGGAAAAUUGAGGGCUUUUCUUCGGCCGACAUGAAUCCACCAGAAGCCCCGAUGCCCGGUUGUGGACGACCGACACGUUCAGCCUUCGGUGGCACUUUCCAACGACUGCUGACCUUCGACAUGAUGAGCGUAGAGCCAUUCUACAUGCGCUUCGGUCUAUUGAAAAAACAUGGUCACCGUCCUAUGCUCGUCAUGGGUAACAUCAAGGCGCGCUUCUCCUUCUGGGACCUCCAGAGAUUUGAAGAGCGUCGACCUGCCAAAAAGAAACUAAAAGCUGUUGUUAAGAGCAACAAGCGGGACAAGGAUCUUGCUAGACAGGUCCUAAUAAACAACGCGAUGCGAGCCAGUAGUGACGCAAGCAGCUUGGUGACAAUAGCCAGUCGUAAAUCAGAGCUCAUCAGUCGUCGUAUGAGCAUUCGCUCCAAGGUUCGCGCUUCUCGGACUCUUCCCACUCCUGUAUCAGCGCUCGGUUCAACACCUGUGUUGACUCCAACCUCAAUCACCAAGGCUCCAGUAGCGCCUUCUGAAGCUUCAGGACCGCCUCCCAAGGCUCCUAUCCCACCCAAUAAAGCCCCGAUACCGCCUUCUAAGGAUUCAAAGCCGCCCUUUAAAUAUCCAAAACCGCAGUCUAAAGACCCAAAGCCGCCGUCCAAAGACUCAAAAUCGCAGUCUAAAGGCCCAACCCCCGUCUACAAACGCGUACCCCCGAAAGUCAAUAUAAACACUCGCACCAGCAAGAAUUACAUCAGGCACGCCGCUCAUAAGAUGAUCGUCGUCAACUGUCCUAUCGAUUUUGCGUGCAGAGCUAUUGAUUGGAGUCAUGAUGGAAAGUGGUGCGUUGGGGUUGGUGAUCGUGGUAUGAUUGCAAUAUUCGGUCGCGAGAAGACCAAAUGA
Aureobasidium subglaciale EXF-2481 is the source of this 1674-nucleotide messenger RNA. RefSeq lists its product as uncharacterized. Gene Ontology annotation, molecular function: protein binding; nucleosome binding. NCBI's taxonomy places the organism in Eukaryota, Fungi, Ascomycota, Dothideomycetes, Dothideales, Saccotheciaceae. Gene Ontology annotation, biological process: negative regulation of transcription by RNA polymerase II. The transcript is spliced from 11 exons. The record is from RefSeq and is a predicted model, not a curated record. Gene Ontology annotation, cellular component: ESC/E(Z) complex. Bases 1 to 1674 code for a protein of 557 amino acids.